Molecule: messenger RNA, 1199 nt
Organism: Zophobas morio
Lineage: Eukaryota; Metazoa; Arthropoda; Insecta; Coleoptera; Tenebrionidae
Product: gut-specific cysteine proteinase-like
Exons: 3
Coding region: 1-1128 (375 amino acids)
Cellular component (GO): lysosome
Molecular function (GO): cysteine-type endopeptidase activity
Source: RefSeq, a predicted model, not a curated record
AUGUGCAGGUUUAAAGAUAAUAGUGUACUUUUCUAUUUAUUACUUUUUUCUUGUUUGGUUACAUCAUACACCACACCACCUAUUCUCUCCGAAAAAGACAUCAUCAAACUCGUUAUUGAAAAACAGUCAGCGAGAGAGUUGCAACUAAGCUCAAGAAAACGAAAAUAUGAGUUAUCCAAACAAGAAUCUAUUAGCAAUUUUACUGUUCAGCCAGAAGUCAUUCCAGAAUUUUUCGACGCUAGAAACAAAUGGCCCAAAUGUAAAAGCUUACACAAAGUUAGGAACCACAAAAUGUGUGGUGCUGGAUGGGCUUUUGCCGCUGCUGCAACCAUGAGUGACAGAUUGUGUAUACAAAGCGAUGGACAAUUAAACGUUGAGUUAUCACCUCAAGAGCUUAUUUCAUGUUGUGCUGAUUGUGGAGGAUGCGGUACUGGAAAUUCUCUUAAGGCAUGGCAGUUUUGGGUGGACAAAGGUUUAGUGACGGGUGGUGAUUAUGACGGUUCUGUUGAAGGUUGCAAACCAUAUUUGGAAUCGACUGCUCAUUAUCGAGAAAUACCCGUUUGUAACGAGGGGUGUGCAGACAAUUACAACACUUCUUAUCAAGAAGAUAAAUACUUCGGUAAAGAUUUUUACACUAUUAAGAAAAAUGUUUCCCAAACUCAGAUCGACAUAAUGACCAAUGGACCAGUCCAAGCGGGUCUAGAAGUGUAUGAAGAUUUUUUUAAGUACAAAAGAGGUGUUUAUCGCCACAAUGCUGCUUCAAAACAUGUAGGUUAUACACAUGUGAAGCUUUUGGGUUGGGGUGUCCAACGUAAUGUACCCUACUGGUUAGCAGUGACAACCUGGGGUUCAGAAUUUGGUGGUUUAAGUGGAUUUUUUAAAAUUCUCAGAGGGAAAAAUGAAGCAGGAAUUGAAGCAAACGUUGUCGCUGGACAAGCCCAAAUCGUCCGCUCUCCAUCUUCUACAACUUCCGCUACGUCUUUUCCUGUUUGUUUUUAUUCCAUACGUUCCAUCAGUAUAAUGAUGCGAGUUUCUUGGGGAGCGUUUAUUGUGACUAUUGGUUCGAUUUUUUUUUCUUUAUUUAGCAUGACGAAGAAACGAGUUAAUUUUUACCAAAGACCUUCAUAAGCUUUGUUUGCAAGUGCGGAUCUGUAACAGAAUUUGUUUGUUUAAAGUGUGAAUUCUUAUUGAAGAAUCUU